GAGGAGAUACAAAUGCAAGGAGGAGGCAGGCCCGGGUGGUAAACAGGUAGCGAGUGGGAGGAGUGGAAGUGAGUAACUGAAAGAGAGAGGGCUUCACAUUCCGCUGUAAAGCAGAGAGAGAGAGAGAGAGAGAGAGAGAGAGAGAGACAGAGACAGAGACAGAGAGAGUUUUCCACUGGCGAUAGAGGGUGUGUUUGUCCUCGUUAACCAGGACAUGGGCUCCACGGCCAGCAAGACCCAUGUAAAGUCCAACAAGGCCCCCCCAUAUUGCCGCCAGGACAAACGCAAGGUGUGUGUGUACAUGUUUUUACGGCUUUAUAAAUUGCUUCUCUUUUUUGUCUCUUCACCUUUGUUAAUAUUUAUGUCUCAACUCAUCAUCUCAACGAAGUCAGGACUUGUUUCAGCAACCGGGUCAAUUUAAAGGAAGCUACUGUAUGUUGUUGCUGUUGGUUUUCAGUCCAAUGAAUGAAUGCCUUGGAACAAUUAGGCCACAACUGGGCCUAAACACUCUUUUCUAUAUUCUCUUUCACUUUAUUGGCCCUUAGACAACGUGUGUGUGUGUGCGUGUGUGUGAGAGAGGCAGGAGGAUGGACGUUUGGAUUCCAUUGUACAGUAAAUUCCAAUUCUACCGCUUUUAUUUUAUGUGUGUGUUUAUGUCUAGUGUGGGCAGCCUUACAAUGUUUGUCAUGAAAGCAAUGUCAAAUACAGCAUAUCAAGGAUUUUCCUUGGUUUCGGUCUCUGAGUUGGAUGUUUUUGCCCAUGGUGGAUGUUAUAUACCUUUACAUUACAUGACAUGUCAUUUAGCUUACGCUUUUAUCCAAAGCGACUUACAAUAAGUGCAUUUCCACAUAGAGAUACAAACUCAGAAGAACAAGUAACAAGAAAGUACAAUUUUCAUCAAAUAAGCAGUUCCAAAACAUGUUAUAGAAAAGUGCCAUUAUAAGUACAAUUUAAGUGCAAUUUAAGUACCUGAUUGUUUUAACAACAGAAUUGUAUGAUUUCUGUAAUAUGUGUUUCAUAUUUCCAUUAUCACACAUGGUAACAACCCUGCCUUUUCAACCACAGCUGAAAAGUCUCCUGUAGAUAACCACGAGGCGUGUCCUUCACUGGUCACUUUGUAGCUCACUAAAUAAAGCUGUCCUUAAGUGAUGGUGAGAAAUAUUAACCUUUCACAGUUCUUAAAUCAAGUGCAUGGUAGAAAUAAAUAUACAAUUCAUGGUCACUAGCUGAGAUGGGAUGGAAUGAGUGAUCCAAGUCACUACACAGUCCUCCGUAUACAUUUCCCCCUAAAUAUUUUCUUUUAAAAAAUUGAAUAUAUAUGAUACACCUGUGCUCAUAUGAGACUAAAUGGUCUUUUUAUAUUGUCUUGCAGUGCAAGGAAGCCCUAAGGCAGAAGAAGGGUUUGUCGCAGGAACUGGUGAACCUCCGAGAUGAGCUGGUGGCAUCAUCGCAGUGCUGCGAGCGUCUCCACAAGGGGAAGGAGGAGGUGCAUGUCAGUUUGGAGGAGGUCGUUAACCGGCUGCAGGAGCAGCAUAAGGAGGAGCUUGGCCAGCUGGAGGACAGAUUGAAGAGUUUUUACCAAGCAGAGUGGGACAAAGUCCACCAGACGUACCAGGAGGAGGCAGACAAAUGCUGCAUGUUGUUGGAACGGCAGGUGGAGGAGUUGAGGAGCCAACAGGAAGCAGACAAGAACAACCUAGAAGUGAGUCACAGCCAGAAGAUGGAGGCACUUAGACUGCAGUAUGUGACUUCCAUAGAAGACCUGAAGAAGAUCCAGCAGACAGAUCUGGAGAACCUCAUCAGAACCCUGAAGGAGACUGAAACAUGUCUUUCUGAGAAAAUAUGUAAGCUGUCAGCAGACAACAUGGCUCUAAAUGAGAAGCUGAAAGCAGAAGAGGAGAGGAGGAGGCAUGUACUCACUGACAAGAAUCUGAAGGACUCUCACACGAUGUACUUGGAGCAGGAGCUGGACAGUCUUAAGGUGGUGCUGGAGAUCAAGAACAACCAGCUACACCAGAGGGAGAAAAAGCUCAUGGAGAUGGCCAAAUUGUUGGAGACCAAUGUGAAACUGGAGGAGUGUCUGACAAAGGUCCAACAGGAGAACGAGGACUACAGAGCUAGGAUGGACAAACACGCUGCUCUCUCCAAGCAACUGUCAAGUGAACAGGCCAAACUGCAGCAGACGCUGCAGAAAGAGUCCAAGGUCAACAAACGUCUGUCCAUGGAGAACGAGGAGCUGCUGUGGAAGCUGUACAACGGUGAUCUGCUGGCAAGUCCCAGCCGCCUCUCACCCACCUUGCCCUUUGGCUCACCCCGGAACUCGGCCUCCUUUCCCACAACUGCACCCUUAUCGCCCAGAUAGCAACAGCACGACAAGCCCUUCAUUCCUCUCCUGAGAUCUCCUGUUCGUUUAUGUAACAUUUACAAGACAAAAGGCUGCCGUCACAGCAGUGUUGCUUGAUAUCAAUGAUGAAUGAUGAACUUAUAAACUUGAAAUAAAUUGCAUAAAAGACACUUUUCUUGGAAUUCAAACAAUGUUGUAGUGGACACAGAUGCACUUAUGUCUGUGCCACAACAACAGAUACACUUACAGGUGAAACUAUAAAAAUUUGAAUAUUGUGCAAAAGCUCAUUACUUUCAUUAAUUUAACUUAAAAGGUGAAACUAAUAUAUUAGCUUUUGCACGAUAUUCUAAUUUUUCGAGUUUCACCUGUAUGUCUGACCUCGCUAUCUGCCAAAUGCCUGGUUCUCUUCUUUUUGUGAAGAAAGCUUCAAUAACAGGCACACCUCAGGGUCUGUACAAGGCCCCUCCGUCUUGUUAUGACUAUCCUAACCUGUUUUCCCAAUAUGCUGUACAUCUUAAGUGCCACUCAUCAUGUUCUUUUAAACUGCUCGCUUCUCAAGAUUUGGAUGAGAAAAACCUUGGAUUCCUGACAUGUGUUUGUAAAGAGAUUUUUCGGCUUUGACAAAUCAUAAAACACCUUUCGAUGGAUAGGUAUGGAUUCUUUUGCCUUUUACCUUUUUAAAGAAGACUAAUUUUUUUAUCCAAAGAACAAAUCAAUCAUAAGCUUUGGACCUCUGGACGAAGUGGAUAAACAUAGUGUCCUUCUGUGGACAAACCAGAACUCAUGUGCUCAUUAAUCUGAGGAACUGACCUAAAAUACCGACAUGAUCUUUUGAUCUAAUGCAAAUCUGUAAACCGCUCAUAAUUUCUACCUUAAUAUACGAUGAAGAAUGUAAUCUGGCCGUGGUAACUCUCCUCCCCCUUCACUGAGAGGUAAUUCUCAAUGAAGUAAGUAAUUAUUUCUCCCAGUCUUUUCUUAACUGGCCGGUAACUGACCUCUGUUUUACAGAAUAGUUUUGUCUGUCUUUGCCUCAAUUCACUAUGCUCUGGUUUUUUGGAAAAUACAUCAUGAAAUUAGGAAAAUAAUGGUCAAAGAAAAUGCAAUGAUUCACAUUUAUAUAA
Pungitius pungitius (ninespine stickleback) is the source of this 3465-nucleotide messenger RNA. RefSeq names its product microtubule associated tumor suppressor 1b (gene mtus1b). The record is from RefSeq and is a predicted model, not a curated record. Gene Ontology annotation, molecular function: microtubule binding. The coding region runs from base 1319 to 2362 and encodes 347 amino acids. The transcript is spliced from 9 exons. Lineage: Eukaryota; Metazoa; Chordata; Actinopteri; Perciformes; Gasterosteidae. Gene Ontology annotation, cellular component: nucleus; cytoplasm.